Messenger RNA from Syngnathoides biaculeatus (alligator pipefish), 2324 nucleotides. It is a transcript of the gene acsl1a, whose product is annotated as acyl-CoA synthetase long chain family member 1a. Gene Ontology annotation, molecular function: arachidonate-CoA ligase activity. Gene Ontology annotation, cellular component: endoplasmic reticulum; membrane. Bases 215 to 2308 code for a protein of 697 amino acids. The transcript has 22 exons. NCBI's taxonomy places the organism in Eukaryota, Metazoa, Chordata, Actinopteri, Syngnathiformes, Syngnathidae. The record is from RefSeq and is a predicted model, not a curated record. Gene Ontology annotation, biological process: long-chain fatty acid metabolic process; very long-chain fatty acid metabolic process; long-chain fatty-acyl-CoA biosynthetic process.
UGACUGGCGACCAGUUGAGGGUGUACCCCGCCUCUUCUCCGUUGACAGCUGGGAUAAGCUCCAGCACUCCCCGCGACCCUUGUGAGGAUAACCGGCAAAGAAAAUGGAUGGAUGGUUCAGAACUAAGCAACAGCGAUGCUAUUCCAUUGCCUGUCUAUGAAUUGUUCUAUCUUCCAACCUGUUAUUGAAUUUAAUAAUUCAGCGCACGACAGCCAUGCAGGCUCAGGAAGUCCUGAGACAGCUGCGGCUUCCGGAACUGGACGACCUGCGCCAGUACAUCCGCGGCCUUCCCACCAACACGCUGCUGGGCAUGGGCGCCAUCGCCGCCUUCGCCACCUACUGGUUCUCCACCAGGCCCCGAGCCCUCGAGCCGCUCUGCGACCUCACCAUGCAGUCCGUGGAAAUGCUAAGCGAAGAAGGCGCAAGAAGGUCAACGCUCAACAAGAGCGAUGAACACAUGACGUACUACUACAGCGACGCAAAGACGAUAUACGACGCGUUCCUACGAGGGCUCAGAGUGUCAAAGAACGGACCUUGUUUAGGCGCGAGAAAACCAAACCAGCCUUACGAGUGGCAGUCUUACAGAGAGGUUGCAGACCGGGCCGAGAACGUGGGUUCUGCCUUGCUCCACAAGGGUCACUCUCAGUCAGGAGACAAGUUCAUUGGGAUCUUCGCCCAGAACAGACCAGAGUGGACCAUUUCCGAGCUGGCUUGCUACACGUACUCGCUCGUAGCCGUUCCGCUGUACGACACGCUCGGCGCAGAGGCCAUCAGCUACAUCAUCGAUAAAGCCACCAUGAGCACGGUAAUCUGCGACGUCCCCGAAAAAGCCGCAAUGAUUCUCGACUGUUUCGCCGAGAGACGGCGGUCGGUGAAGACGAUCGUGGUGAUGGAGACGUUCGAUGGCGAGCUGGUCACCCGAGGACGGACGUGCGGAGUCGACAUUUUAAGCCUGAAGGAGUUUGAGGGCUUGGGUAAAGCAAACUACCAGGACCCCAAGCCACCAAAACCGGAGGACCUUGCGCUAAUCUGUUUCACAUCUGGAACCACAGGAAACCCCAAGGGUGCAAUUCUCACCCACAGAAAUAUCAUCUCAAACACUGCAGCUUUUCUCAAAAUAACAGAGGUGCACUGCAUGCUGGACUGCCGUGACAUUCUGAUAUCGUAUCUGCCACUAGCUCACAUGUUUGAGAGGGUUAUGCAGGGCGUCGUCCUCAUCCAAGGCGCUCGCAUCGGAUUCUUCCAAGGCGACAUCCGGCUCCUGAUGGACGACCUGAAAGAACUGCGCCCGACGUUCUUCCCUGUGGUGCCACGUCUGCUCAACCGCAUGUUCGACAAGAUAUUUAGCCAAGCCAACACACCGCUAAAAAGAUGGAUGCUUGAGUUGGCUUUCCGGAGGAAGCAGUCGGAGCUGAAUUGUGGCGUGGUCCGCAGGGACAGCAUAUGGGAUAAGCUCAUCUUCAGAAAAGUACAGGCGAGUCUGGGCGGCCGCGUCCGGCUGAUGCUCACAGGGGCCGCCCCCGUGUCGCCCCCCGUGCUCACCUUCCUGCGGGUCGCGCUGGGCUGUCAGUUUUACGAAGGCUACGGCCAGACCGAAUGCACAGCGGGAUGCUCCAUGUCGAUGCCUGGCGACUGGACAGCGGGUCACGUCGGACCUCCUCUACCCUGCAACGCCAUCAAACUGGUGGAUGUGGUAGACAUGAACUACCUGGCAGCCAACAACGAAGGAGAGGUUUGCGUCAAAGGACCAAAUGUGUUCCUGGGAUAUCUGGGAGACGCCGAGAACACGGCGGAGGCCAUCGACAAAGACGGAUGGCUGCACACGGGAGACGUGGGGAAAUGGCUUCCGAACGGCACUCUGAAGAUCAUUGACAGGAAGAAGCACAUCUUCAAGCUGGCGCAAGGAGAAUACAUCGCCCCGGAGAAAAUCGAGAACGUUUACAGCCGCAGCGACCCGGUGGCCCAGAUAUUCGUGCACGGCGACAGCUUGCAGGCGUGCCUGGUGGGGAUCGUGGUGCCCGAUCCUGACUUUUUACCCAUUUGGAUCAAGAGACGAGGCAUCACCGGGUCUUACUUGGACUUGUGCAAGAGCAAAGAUGUUAAGGACGCCAUUUUGGAGGACCUUCAGAGGCUGGGCAAAGAAGCCGGACUCAAGUCUUUUGAACAGGUGAGAGACGUCGCGUUGCAUCCGGAAAUGUUCUCCGUGCAGAACGGCUUGCUGACCCCAACGCUGAAGGCCAAGCGGGCACAACUUCGGAGUCACUUUAGGGGGCAGAUCGAUGAACUUUAUGCCGGCGUUAAGGGCUAAGCGAGGGUCACGGAAA